Molecule: messenger RNA, 888 nt
Organism: Myotis lucifugus (little brown bat)
Lineage: Eukaryota; Metazoa; Chordata; Mammalia; Chiroptera; Vespertilionidae
Product: pancreatic lipase-related protein 2-like
Exons: 8
Biological process (GO): phospholipid catabolic process
Molecular function (GO): glycerophospholipase activity; triacylglycerol lipase activity; galactolipase activity
Source: RefSeq, a predicted model, not a curated record
AAAAUGUUUAAGGUGGAGAAGGUGAAUUGCAUCUGCGUGGACUGGAUGCGUGGGUCCAGGACAGGUUACAACCAAGCCGUCCACAACAUCCGAGUCGUGGGAGCCGAGACAGCGUUCUUAAUACAAGGGCUGUCGACCAAGAUGGGCUACAGCUUGGAGAACGUGCACAUCAUUGGCCACAGCCUGGGCGCGCAUGCGGCUGGCGAGGCAGGCCGAAGGCUGGGGGGCUGUGUGGGCAGGAUCACAGGACUGGAUCCGGCAGAACCAGGCUUCCAGGGCAUGCCCGAGGAGGUGAGGCUGGACCCGUCGGACGCCAUGUUUGUGGAUGUGAUUCACACAGACAUCUCACCCACAGUCCCUUACCUAGGUUUUGGAAUGAGCCAGAAGGUGGGCCAUCUGGAUUUCUAUCCAAACGGAGGAAAGCAAAUGCCAGGAUGUCACAAAAAUAUCCUUUCACCCUUCUUUGAUAUAAAUGGACUCUGGGAAGACUAUGCUGACCAAUAUCAGGGGAACACCAGCGCCGUGGGACAAACGUUUUUCCUGAACACAGGAGCCAGUGGUAACUUUGCUCGUUGGAGAUACAGGGUAACAGUCACACUGGCUGGAAAAAAGACAAGGAGUGGGUCCUUCAGGAUUGCUUUAUAUGGAAGCAAUAGAAACUCAGGGCAAUAUGAAAUUUUCAGUGGAUCCCUCAAACCACAUACAAAAUAUGUGCGUGACAUUGAUGUGGACUUCAACGUUGGAAAAAUCCAGAAGGUUACAUUCCUCUGGAGAAAACAUGGGAUAAAUCUGAUCUGGUACAAACUGGGGGCUUUGAGAGUCACAGUGCAAAGUGGAGAAUAUGGGACUGAGUAUAAUUUUUGCAGUCGCAAGACGUGUGAAACAUAA